GACGGAACUCCAUUCAUAUCAGCCUUAGAACUAAGGCCUAUAAAUAAUGAAGUUAAUUAUAUUCCUGAAAUUGGUUCAUCACUCCUACUCCAUGGUCGUUAUGCUUUCUCUUCAUUCCCUGCAGGCCAAAUCAGGAGAUUCAAAGAUGAUGUGUAUGAUCGUUUAUGGAGACAACUUGGUUGGGAACCAUAUAUAUUAAAGGUCCCUCUACAGAUGAAAGCUCUAUAAAAAAGAACAAAUUCGGAUUACCCUUCUCAGUAAUGAACACUGCACAUGUGGUUGAUAAAGAUUCUCGUUCUUUGGGUAUCACUUGGGAAAGCUUAGAGGGCGGCAAAUACAAAUUCUACUUUCACUAUACGGAACUAGAAAAUCUCCAACCAAAUCAAUCUAGACAGUUCAACACCUUCCUCAAUGGAAAACUAUUGGAUUCACUUUUCUCUCCCCUUUACUUAUCCGAUUUCACUAUAUACAGCUAUGCCGAGGAAAUUCAACCAGGAAAACAGAAAAUUUCUCUUUACAGCACCCCCAAUUCAACUUCACCACCCCUUAUAAAUGCCCUCGAGAUUUAUAGGGUACAUAAUCUAUUGGGACAAGAAACAAAUCAAAAUGAUGUGGAAGCCAUCUCCGAGGUGAAAGCGGUGUACGAAUUGAAAAAUAUUGAGUGGCAGGGAGAUCCUUGUGGCCCGGAGGAUUACAUGUGGGACUGUCUGAGCUGUAAUUACAGUGCUAAUCAUUCCUCUAGAAUUGUUUCCUUGAAUUUAUCGUCAAGGGGGUUAAAAGGAGAAAUUGCACCAUCUAUUGCCGAACUCACUUCGUUACAGCAAUUGGAUUUAUCCAACAACAACCUCAGUGGAGUCGUUCCUGAAGUUUUAGCACAGCUGUUAUCCCUAAGAGUUUUGAACUUGAGUGGAAAUAAUUUCACAGGUCCUAUUCCAGAUGCACUUCUUGAAAGAAGAAAGAACGGGUUAUUAUUAAGCAUUGAUACAAAUAAUUGGAAUAGUACUAAUGCAUGCCCAUCAAACUCAUGCGGAAAGAAUAAUAAAAGCUUUGUGGUACCACUGGCUGCAUCACUAAGUGGGUUGCUUUUCGUCUGCUUUACUAUUGUGGUUAUUAUUUGGAGACUUAAAAGGAAACCUCAUAAUAAAGCUCCUAUCAAUUUAGAAGGUGAAAACGUAAAGUCGGAGGAUAAUAAUGAAGAUGAUCAUGAAUCGUAUAAAAAUAAUAAAAUGGAACGAUACACAUACUCUGAGAUUGGAAAAGUAACCAACAACUUUCAGAAGGUAAUAGGCGAGGGUGGAUUUGGAAAGGUUUACCAUGGUUACUUAAAUGGCGUUGAAGUAGCUGUGAAGAUGCUUUCUUCUUCAUCCCUUCAAGGACAUAGACAGUUUCACGCUGAGCUAAAACUACUUUUGAGAGUUCAUCAUAAAAACUUGACUACUCUAGUUGGGUACUGCAAUGAUGGAUCCAAUGUUGGACUCAUUUACGAGUACAUGGCAAUGGGAAACUUACGAUCACAUCUUUCUGGUAACAGAAGUAGUGGCAUUAUAAUCUUGAGUUGGGAACAAAGACUUUUAAUAGCAAUAGACGCUGCACAAGGACUGGAGUACCUGCAUAAUGGAUGUAAGCCUCCAAUAAUUCAUCGUGAUGUUAAAUCAACAAACAUCUUGUUGAAUGAGAAGUUUCAGGCUAAGUUAGGUGAUUUUGGCCUUUCCAAAGUUUUCGGAAACAAUCAUACAUCUACAUUUGCUGUUAAUACCACAACCACUCCUGUUGGUAUGUCAGCAAGUAUUGCUGGCACCCUCGGCUAUCUUGAUCCAGAAUAUUAUAUAUCAAAUUGGUUGAACGAGAAAAGCGAUGUUUAUAGUUUCGGAAUUGUUUUAUUGGAGAUAAUUACAGCUCGACCUGUGGUAGCAACAACAAAACAAAAUAAACAUAUUAUUGAGUGGGUUAGUUCAAUGAUUGCUAAAGGAGAUAUUAAAAGUAUUAUUGAUCCAAGGUUGAAACAAGGUACUGUUGAUAUUAAUACUGUGUGGAAAUUGAUUGAAAUAUCAAUGGCUUGUGUCUCAAAAACUUCCAACAAUAGACCAACUAUGAGCCGUGUAGUAACUGAUUUGAAGGAGUGUUUGACUACAAAUAUAACUCGAAACAACAGCAGCAAUGUUCAGACUACUCCUGAAUAUUUAACUGAUUCACAUGAAAAGUAUAUGGCUUCAGUAGAAUUUUCUCCAACAGCUAGGUAAUAAACGAUGAAGAAGAUGAUAUAGUAAUUUAGGCUGCGUCAAGAUAAAAGGAAAAACUUGUGUGCGUGUGUAUAUAUGUAUGUUUUCUUUCUGAGGUUUUCUGUUUCCUGUACUUGUUAUCUGAAUACAUUUUGUACUCUUAAUCGUACAAUUUUUCAGGUAAAAUUGUGCUGUUUUUUUCUACAUAUGGGAGGGAGAUUUGAAUCUGGAAUCUACUUUUGUAAAGAGAAGUGUCAAAGUACUAGUAAGAUAUUAGUAUAACUAGAUCUAGAUAUUAUUAGGGUGUUAGGAUUGAAGUUUUCUGGGAAUAGAAAUUUGAAAACAAGCCUAUCUUAGUAUGAUUUCAAUUGUAGGCUUAUGAUUAAGUCUUUUUUUUUUUUGAAAGAACCACAAGUUUAUUAACACAAAGAAGGAUAGAUGAUAACUAUAUUGGGAAUUCCCUCCCCUUAAAAAAUUGAUAGAAAA
Molecule: messenger RNA, 2705 nt
Organism: Cannabis sativa
Lineage: Eukaryota; Viridiplantae; Streptophyta; Magnoliopsida; Rosales; Cannabaceae
Product: probable leucine-rich repeat receptor-like protein kinase At2g28990
Exons: 12
Coding region: 165-2240 (691 amino acids)
Biological process (GO): protein phosphorylation
Molecular function (GO): ATP binding; protein kinase activity; protein binding
Source: RefSeq, a predicted model, not a curated record